AUGGAAAACGCAUCAAUUCGAUUGGAAUUUAUAGAGUCUUCAAUUAAGAAUUACAAACAGAAUCUUUGCCACAUUUUCCCCAUACCAGACCUGGAUAAUUUGCUUAAUCUCUAUACCCACAAGAUCGAUGACGCACGGCUACAGCAGCUCCCAUUCGUUAUAGCACUUAGUGUUAUGAUCUCUUUGGAUAAAUCUUUGAAAGAGCUAAGCUCUCAAAGUCACGCCGGGAACCAUAUCGAGCAAUUGGAUUGCUGGAUGACAAAUACUCGGAUAAAAAUCGAACUAAGCACACCGACUCUUCCUGUCGUUCGUGCGUUAUUGCUUGCCGCACUUUGCUACGAGUAUAAUGGCAGCACCACGAUAGCCUCAGAUUGCUUUACGGAGGCAACAAAUAUAUUCAAUGGCACCCUUUGUGCGCUUGGUGGCUUGGAUGGACUUCAAGACAGGCUUCCAGCUGACGAAUUCUGCGAUUUAAUUCUGACGAGCUGGGACUUCUCUAACUUCCAAUUCCCAAUUUUCACGGGCAGAAGACCCAAUUUAUUACCUUUGGUUCACUUGAAUCUGGGGAUAGUCCAAGAGAAAUAUGGCAGACAAGCUGUGGAAAUCCUUCUUAAGAAAUGGUCAUGGAUCGAUCUCAAAGUUCAAAUAUCCAAUCUGCCUGAUCCACCUGCCGCAUCUGGGCCCCUGCUCGCAAUGCUUCGUUCAUUCGAAGCCUUGAAACCUACGCAUCCGGCGCCCAAGGAAGUAAUUUACCCUACUGCUUACUUAGAAUAUGUGCAUUAUUACGCAUAUGUCUAUUAUAAAGCGGUUUCUAUUUACCAUACCCUCUCUCAUGAAGCUCAACAAGAAGUUUGCCCAAAGCUUUUACAAUGUGCACAAAGCUACAAGGAAUUUCUUCAGAAGGUUGAAGAACAUUUAGGGACUGUUCAGAGUUUGGAAAGAAAGCGUCUCAUAUUACUGCUGGGGUUUGAUGAGCUGCAACUUACUAAGGCGUCGGAUUGA
Molecule: messenger RNA, 1002 nt
Organism: Fusarium mangiferae
Lineage: Eukaryota; Fungi; Ascomycota; Sordariomycetes; Hypocreales; Nectriaceae
Exons: 3
Coding region: 1-1002 (333 amino acids)
Source: RefSeq, a predicted model, not a curated record